CAAUCCAUUUUUUGAAGAAGAAGAGAAGAGUCGUAAAAUAAAUCAGCUGAUUAUCAUUGAAUCGUGUUGAUGGUUGAAUGAAUAAUGUUAAGAAGUAUAGAUUUUGUUUCGUAGUUUCCAACGACAACAACAACAAAACCAGAAAAUGUAUCCACCAACUUUUGUAGAAGGAUGGUCAGAUUUAGAAUCGAUCCAAAAAAUUCAAUAUAAUCGUCUUGGCCAUACUGAUAUGUAUGUUUCAUUGAUUAGUUUUGGUGCUGCACAUGUUGGCCGUAAUUGUUCAUUAUCGAUUAUUAAUGAUGAUAAAAAUCAACAAACAACAACAAUGAUAGAUUGUAAUAUCAUCAAACAACGAGAAGCAGUUAUUGAUACAAUUUGUGAAGCAAUACGUCUCGGUAUUAAUCUAGUUGAUACAUCACCAUUCUAUGGAAUGGGAUUAUCUCAAAUUAUUGUUGGUCAGGCAUUGAAAAAAAUUCCACGUAAAUCAUAUUAUUUGUCAACAAAAGUUGGACGACAUUCUGAUUGUACAUUUGAUUAUAGCCGUAAAGCUAUUGUAAAAUCAAUUGAUAAUAGUUUAAAAACAUUGAAUGUUGAUUAUAUUGAUAUUUUAUAUGUUCAUGAUGUAGAAUUUUGUCCAAGUAUAGAAAUGCUAUUAAAUGAAACAUUACCCGAAUUAGAACGAUUACGUUUGUUGGGAAAAAUUCGUUAUAUAGGUAUUUCUGGUUAUCCAUUAUCAUUGAUUAGAGAAAUUUUGGAAAAAAGUUCAAUACAAAUUAAUGUCAUACUUAGUUAUUGUCGUUAUUCACUUUGGGAUAAUGAACUAAUUAAUUAUUUGGAUUAUUUUAAGUCAAAAAAUAUUGGAAUUAUAAAUGCAGCUAUAUUCGGUAUGGGAUUAUUAGCUAAUGAUAAUUCUACUGAAAUUCCAAAAUGGCAUCCAGCAUCGGAAAAAAUUAAAAAUCGUUGUCAACUUGCACGGAAAAUUUGUAUGGCAAAUGGAUCAAUUCCAUUAACUCGAUUAGCAAUUAGAUAUUCAUUACUUGAAAAACGUAUCGACACACAUUUGAUUGGAAUGGAAAGUUUGGAUAUUGUCAAAAGUAAUUUAUCAGUAAUCAAAGAAUCAAAUGAUAAUUAUAUUCAUCAUGAAAUUGAAUUACUUGAUUUAAUUUUACAACAAGCAUUUGAAAAAUCUAUUAUGCAAACAUCAUCAUCAUCAUCAUCAACAUUAAAUGAAAAUUGGGAACAAGUUGAAGUGGAUCGUUACCAUGAAAAUCCUGAAAAAUUUAUUCAAUUUCUUUGUCAAUGUUGGUCGGGUACUUGUCAAUCAAAUCAAAUCAAAACUUUACCACAAAAAUAAAAAUAAAAAACUUUAGUUCAUAAUCAUCAUCAACGUGAUGAUGAGUAAAUAAAGUUAUUUUUGCGUGAUAUAAUUAAAAUGGUAAAAGAAAAACCAACAAAAA
Molecule: messenger RNA, 1457 nt
Organism: Dermatophagoides pteronyssinus (European house dust mite)
Lineage: Eukaryota; Metazoa; Arthropoda; Arachnida; Sarcoptiformes; Pyroglyphidae
Cellular component (GO): cytosol
Molecular function (GO): oxidoreductase activity
Source: RefSeq, a predicted model, not a curated record